GCAGCAUGGCUUGUGCGAAAGGUACACGGAGGAUGGCUGCGCUACAGUUUCUUUGGGUUUGCUUAAUAUUCUGUGUUCUCAUCCAGAUAACAUCCUCGCAGUACAAGAAGAAAGAGAAUGUCCUCACUGAUAAAGUUCAACAGUUAAUGGAAUGGAACACUAAGAAGUCUGUGAUCCGGUUCAACGGUGAGAAGUUUCGUCAGUAUGUGAAGACGAGUCCCCGUAACUACUCCGUGGUGCUAAUGUUGACAGCUCUUCAACCACAGAGGCAGUGUGCUGUUUGCAGGCAGGCCAAUGAUGAGUUUACCAUUCUGGCCAACUCCUGGCGCUAUUCCCAGCAGUACUCCAAUAAGCUGUUCUUUGCCAUGGUUGAUUAUGAUGAAGGUUCGGACGUCUUCAGCGGACUGAAGCUGAACAGUGCUCCCGUGUUCAUGCACUUCCCUGCGAAAGGGAAGCCCAAGAGAGGUGACACAAUGGACAUCCACAGGGUGGGGUUCUCGGCUGAGACGCUGUCUCGCUGGGUGGCUGAGAGGACAGAUAUUCAGAUCCGUGUUUUCAGACCUCCCAACUACUCGGGCACGCUCCUGUUGGCCUUGCUCUUCUCUCUGAUUGGUGGAUUGCUCUACCUAAAGCGGAACAACCUCGAGUUUCUCUACAACAAGACCUCCUGGGGGAUAGCUGCUCUGAGUGUGAUCUUUGCCAUGACCUCGGGACAGAUGUGGAAUCAUAUCCGUGGACCUCCAUUCAUGCACAGAAAUCCCAACACUGGACAAGUGCUCUACAUUCACAGCAGUAGCCAGGGCCAGUUCAUCAUGGAGACUUACAUUGUAAUGUUGCUGAAUGUCGCUGUUGUUGCUGGUAUGAUUUUGCUAAAUGAGGCUAACUUGGUGAAAGGAGAUGCUGGGAAAAAGAGAAUCUUAGCCUUGGUAGGUUUGGGCUGCCUGGCAUUCUUCUUCAGUCUUCUGUUGUCAGUGUUCAGAUCUAAAUACCAGGGUUAUCCUUACAGUUUCCUGUUCAAGUAAUCCUGAACAACAGUGAGAACGUGUUCAUUUCCUGAGCUGGUGUUCCAUGCUUGUCAAAGGGAGAAAACAAAGACAAGUUUGUGUUGUAAAUUCUCAUUUUACUUCAUUGAAAAAAAAAUGUGUACAUUCGAACAUUGUAAAAAUAUGUAUUAAAAGCAAAUUUAAAAAAAGGAAAACAUUAUUGCACUCUGCAUUUAUGUGACAUUGUAAAAUGUAUCUUUACAUACCUGUAUGUAUGAUAUGGACUAAGUCCUUAUUUACUUUGAUGUACAUUUUUGUUAUAUUUUGAAUGCAUGUGCUAGGUAGUCAGAAAGUGAAAUAAAAUAUCUUGUAACUUGUACCACCUGUUGUUUGAUAUUACAAAGACUUUAUAUUAUUCCAUUUAAAAAAAAAACAAAUUAGUGAUAUUCCUGCUUGUGUUAUGUUAAGAUUUCUGGAAAAUGUGACUGAAUACAGUUUGCCACUUCACAAUGUUUGAUGAUAAAUGUAGAAACACAGCAAUACAGUGAAGGUUAUUUGAAUAAUGUGGCACAUUUCCAAAGUUGCAUUGAAAAGCAGCAUCCUUACCUUUGACUGACUAAACCAUGCCUAAAACUGCAUUACUGUAAUUCUUCAGCCUUUUCACGUGUUUGCAAGGUGUUUAUUCAAGCAUAUUCUGAAGGCUGUGUUGACUGAUAAAAUUAUACUUUUUGUAAAACCGUGAAAUUGGCCAAUCUAACCAAUGUAGUUUUGUUCCCAAAAUCAAAUUAUAAAUAU
Molecule: messenger RNA, 1778 nt
Organism: Liolophura sinensis
Lineage: Eukaryota; Metazoa; Mollusca; Polyplacophora; Chitonida; Chitonidae
Product: tumor suppressor candidate 3-like
Exons: 11
Coding region: 6-1022 (338 amino acids)
Cellular component (GO): oligosaccharyltransferase complex
Source: RefSeq, a predicted model, not a curated record